CGUAAGAAGACCUCGUCCUUUGUUCACCAAAUCAAUGCAUUUGCCUCCGCAACAUACGGAAUCACGGUUGGCAAUCAAACGCGAAGCUCGUGCCACCAAACAGUAAUCUUCUCAGUCUCGCUCCUUGCGACAAACCUGUUGUUGACCAAAGGGCGACAACGGACCUGUUAAAGGGUGAUACACACAGAAAGAGCCUGAGGAGGCAGCUCGGAGCUGCUGUGCUGCGGAGCGAAAGAGCGGGGCCCAAGAAUCAUGUCGAUGUACGUGCGCGUCAAGCGGCAAAAGACCACAUAUUUCCUUCAUGUGGAGCCCACGGACACUGUUCUUGAGGUGAAGCAAAAGCUGCAGGAGCUUGUAGAUCAGCCUCCCGAGAGCCAGCAGCUGUUCAAGGGGCAGGCGGUAUUAGAAGACGCACGGAAGCUCAUCGACCUCAAGGUGGAGAACGAUGACGUGCUGGCCCUGUGCUACCUCCAACCAGAUGGCAGUUUCGAGCCCAUCAACAUCGCCACCUUUGAGACGGACAAGCCGGAGUAAAGGAGUUGUCAUUUGCUAGCGUUGGUGGUCGUGGAUCGGCACCAAACGGCAUGGGUGGAAGUGUGGUCACGGCGAUCAUUUCUCAGGUCCUCCACGUUUCAGGGGUGGGAUUGUGGACGUGCGGUAUGCGAGACGCGUGUUGUUGGGAGGUGAUGAAGUUUACUGAGCUGCGCAUGGAAGCUAUUUGAUGAAUGACGAGAGCGCCAGUACGAAAGUGAACGUGUUCAGAAGGGAAACUGUUGGAAAGUCACGAGGAGUCUGUCAAGGCGUCCAAACUUACGACAUGGCCUUUCGGCCCUUCGGCACUGGCCCCUCUUGUCAACAGCUUAAAUCCCGUCGC
Molecule: messenger RNA, 874 nt
Organism: Chlamydomonas reinhardtii
Lineage: Eukaryota; Viridiplantae; Chlorophyta; Chlorophyceae; Chlamydomonadales; Chlamydomonadaceae
Exons: 5
Coding region: 253-534 (93 amino acids)
Molecular function (GO): protein binding
Source: RefSeq, a predicted model, not a curated record